AUGUGGAAAACCAUCAUUUCAGCCGGCCAGCAAGCCACCCGAGUCAGUCGGAGCCAGGUCUCAAAAACCACCACCCAAUCCCUCGCCAUCCCAACAGCAACAAGAACGCCCUUCAGCACAACCCCACUGUCUCAGGUUGAAAAGGGCCAGACCUCGCUCGACCGCGAAACAUUGAACCCAGAGCGCUCAGAGACUGCCAAAUCUGGUACGGACGCCGAAGUCGCCAAACACCCCUCUGCAUUCGACCCAUCGAACACAGCGCCGGAGAGCGAGCUCGCGGCAACUGAAGAGGAAAGCAAGCAAGAAGGCAAGAAGGGGAGUCCUCUUAAUAUGAGUCCAGCCAAUAAGGGUGCCAGCACUUACAGGCACCCGGGUGAGGAGGGGCCUGAUCGGAAUCGGGAUCGUGAGGCUUCCAGCACUCGCGGAACGCCGAAGAAGGGCCGCAGUAUUCAUGUGAAGGAGGAUGGGACUCAUGUUUCGUACCGGGAUUGA
Penicillium mononematosum is the source of this 492-nucleotide messenger RNA. RefSeq lists its product as uncharacterized. Bases 1 to 492 code for a protein of 163 amino acids. The transcript has a single exon. Lineage: Eukaryota; Fungi; Ascomycota; Eurotiomycetes; Eurotiales; Aspergillaceae. The record is from RefSeq and is a predicted model, not a curated record.